This is a messenger RNA of Ictalurus punctatus (channel catfish), 1910 nucleotides long. It is a transcript of the gene ndfip2, whose product is annotated as Nedd4 family interacting protein 2. Gene Ontology annotation, cellular component: endoplasmic reticulum; Golgi apparatus; perinuclear region of cytoplasm. Lineage: Eukaryota; Metazoa; Chordata; Actinopteri; Siluriformes; Ictaluridae. The record is from RefSeq and is a predicted model, not a curated record. Gene Ontology annotation, biological process: positive regulation of protein ubiquitination; vacuolar transport; ubiquitin-dependent protein catabolic process. Bases 220 to 924 code for a protein of 234 amino acids. The transcript has 8 exons. Gene Ontology annotation, molecular function: WW domain binding.
ACUCCCACUCGCUCUGUGCUUUACCGUUGUGUGAGGAGACGGAUGUUUGUUUAGAGCUUAGAUCCAAAUCACCCUUUAAACUGGAUUUGUUGUAAAUGGGGGAGAUAUAUACCCUUCGUUUUCAACAAAAUUAUCCUGUUAGCCGUUUACAUAUCGACAACUAAAGUUAUUUAGUGUUAUUUUUUGUGAUUGUUCUAAUAACCGCUGUGAAAAAGAAAAAUGGAGUCAGCGGUUAGCCGCUAUCAAGUGUUACACAAUGAGGAUGACCCCUCUGAAACAAGCCUUGCCGAAGAGCCUUCCACUUCUUCCCAGGCUGCCGCAACUAGGAACUCCAUCACCAUGGCAUCUGACAGCGAGUUUCCACCCCCCUCUUAUGCCAGCUUGGCAUUAGGAGCUGCAGCCUCUCCGGAGCGUGUGUUUCAAGGGGAUUUUCCUGUUCCACCCCCCUACAGCGUGGCCACAUCACUCCCCACCUACGAUGAAGUUGAGAAAGCCAAAGCAGCUGAACUUGCAGCCUCGACCAGAGACAGCAUACCACGAGAUGAGGAUUUUCCUCCACGAGAUGAUUUCAGUGAUGUUGAUCAGCUGCGUGUCGGAAACGAUGGCAUCUUUAUGCUGGCCUUCUUCAUGGCCUUCCUGUUUAACUGGAUUGGUUUCUGCUUGUCAUUCUGUCUCACUAACACCAUUGCUGGCCGUUAUGGAGCAAUUUGUGGAUUCGGCCUGUCCCUCAUCAAGUGGAUCCUCAUUGUCAGGUUUUCUGAUUAUUUCACCGGGUACUUUAAUGGACAGUACUGGCUCUGGUGGAUAUUUCUGGUUCUGGGUCUCCUGUUGUUCUUUAAAGGUUUUGUGAACUACCUGAAGGUGAGGAACAUGUCUGAGGCCAUCGCCAGCACACAGAGAGCUCGCUUCUUCUUCCUCUAUUGAAGGAUCAAUUCCCUGAACAUUCCUUCUGCUGAUUUGUAACUUGUUGAACAGGAACAGCAAGUAGAUGCAGUGGGAAAGGGCAUGGAGGAAAAAGAUCGAGAAAGAGGACAAUAAGGAGCUCUCCAAAACCCUGCCCCCUUAUUAAAGCCACUCAAGCUUCAUCAAAUCCUCAUUUCAUCCCUGAUACUAAUGAUUUUUGCCAAAAUUAUGUUUAAAUGUAGUUUAAUAAUGAAUUUUGCUAGUUUUGAAAAAUAUUUACUGUUGAAUGAUGAUCAACAAACUGCACUCAGACAAAUAAAAAAAAAACUGUCUGGCGAAGAUGUCAAUAUGCAGCUAAGAUUUUCUUAAUUUAAACGUGAGCAGUGAUUUGUCAGUCAUUAGCACUUUUUGAAUUAAGGACCUUGGCGACUUAUUGCAGUAUUAACGUGCUUGAUAAUUUAAUUGUUUAAAUAACGAUAAGGUCAAACUUCAUGCUGAUGUACUUUUUGCACAAUUUCUGAGAAAUUUCUGAUGUGGGAAUUUUAUUUAACUGUGUUGUGAUUAGUUACAUGCAUCUGCCAAUCAAAUAGAGAGGAUUUGAGUGGAUUUUGAAAAUGUUCAGUUCCACCUUCUGUCUAUUUCAUUGGUUCAAUCAUAACCCUGUCUACUUUAAGGAGGUUUGUGUUUAGCAAAUUAAUAUUCCCAUGUUUAACUAUAGAUUAGUGUUGUUAAAAUGUUAAGACUGGAAGUGCAAUUCUCAAAUACUCUUUUUUUUUUUUGCACUUUUUUGUUAUUAAAUUUUUUAUUGAUUAAAUAAUAAUGUGUAAAUUUCCUCAAACUGUGAACAGGGAUUAGAUUAGUUUAGGAAAUAUAAACCGCCUGAAUGAGGUGACUGUUUGAUCAGCAAUAGCGGAUGAUUAAUAACAUAGCUCAGUGCAUGGUUAUAAAACUCAGCUGUGCCAUUUUAAACUGAACAAUGAAAUAAAACCUGACAAAAUGCUUACAAA